AUGCCAAUCAUACUCCCUGAGCUUCCUGUCCCAAUCUCCGAUUUUGUUCAUUAUGCUGACCAACAACCGCAUACACAAGUCGGUGUGGGACAAGCUGUUGAGCCUUUCAAAGCGUAUGAGAACAAGCUUCGAGAAAUCUACGCCCAACACCUUGAUCAUCCAGCCGUGAGUGCUAAUCAUCUGGUUUCAAUCUUCGAAACCUCUCCAUGCACCACCCGAGCCAGGGAUCUGAACAAGGAAUCGGCCGACCAGAAGGACGCCUACCUCCUGUCUCUCCCAGAUGACCUUCGACGAAAGCAUGGCUCCCCAGCGACCGUUCAAUCCUUGAAGGAUUUCCGCACCAACUUCACCAUCUUCUCGGAAUCUUCCUUGACCGAGUUGAAGUGGGAUAAUGUGGUUGUCGCUGGGAGUGCGGUCAAUACCUCUCUUUUGCCACUCAACGCUCCCUACAGCAAGUCCAAGCGAGCACUUCGUAAUUACUACCAUGACAAACUCGCUCCAGCUUCUGACGUUGAUCUGUUUCUUUAUGGCCUCAACGAGGAAGAGGCAGUCGAGAAAAUAAAGCAAAUUGAAACAAGUGUUCGCGACAGUAUCCUAGCAGAAACCACCACGGUCCGGACCAAGAAUGCCAUCACUAUUGUCUCGGAGUAUCCUGUCCGCCACGUCCAGAUUGUCCUGCGUCUUUACAAGAGCAUCUCGGAAAUUCUUACUGGUUUCGAUGUCGACUCCUCAUGCGUCGCUUACGACGGCCAACACGUAUGGGCAUCACCGCGGGCUGUUGCUGCAUUCAUGACACAGGUCAAUUCGGUCGACCUGACGAGACGCUCACCUUCCUAUGAAAACCGCCUUUCAAAGUACUCUCAUCGUGGCUUCGAAGUCCACUGGCCCUUGAUUGACCGCAAACGUAUAGACCCAACCAUCUAUGAACGGUCGUUCUCCCGAGUUCAAGGUCUUGCUCGACUUCUGGUGCUAGAGAAAUUGCCACAUCCGACAGAUAGAGACGAUUAUCUGGCUAAGAGGAGAGAAGAGAGAGGUCGCCCUCCAUUGUACAAUAGUUACAGAUUUAACAACAAGCUGGCAGGAAAUUUGAAAGAUGUCCAGCCAGAUGAUGUUGCCGAAUGGGUGGAAGAAGACGACGUCUCCAACUAUCAUACGGUCUCUAUUCCCUAUGGGCCCCGGUAUAAUGCAAAACGUGUUGAGAAGCUUCUCUUCACGAAAGAUCUACUUCUGAAUGCAGAGUGGAACAAGCCAAAAGACAGAGAAACCAACCUCCACCGCCAUCCAGCUUUCUUUGGCCUCAUUGACGAUAUUGUUCACGACUGCUGCGGUUUCUGUCCCAAAGCGACUACAGAUGCAGACCUCGCGGCACUAGAAGACGAGCGUAAAAUCUACAUCUCAGGUGGAUUGACCUUUCUCAAGGACGACCCUGGCCGCCAGUCCAUCGGAAGUUUCAAUCCCAUCACCAAUGAAGACUGGACCGAAAUGGCUUAUGUCGGAAACACAACGAGACUCUGUCAAGCAAUUGUGGACCAAGACAUUGAUGCUGUCAGGGAUUGGUUCUCGUCACCUGAAGUGACCGAUGUAAAUCGGCGUGAUCACACCGGACGUACUCCUCUUCAAUUGGCUGCCAUGUGCUCCAUUCCGGAAGUUGUCCAAGUCUUGAUCGAACACGGCGCUAGACUGGUCUCAAGACUUUAUAAUGGGAUGACCGCUUUGCACAUAGCAGCUCAUCGUGGCAAUGCUCAGAUUGUCAAAGAUCUCUUGGAGAAGAGUGCUGCCAACGAGCAAGAAGAAUCUCGUAAAGAAGUUGGCCGUAAAAUAGCCAGGCGUGCAGCUGCAGGACUUGAGAACAACGAAGGUGAGAAGAACGCUACGAGCCAGUCCGAUCCUGGAAGCGAAUCUGGCGAAGAUGAUGAAGAGUGGAAAGACGAAGAUACCGACAGCAAUGAUAGUAUGACUGAAGGGUCGUUCAUCAAGGUCCGAGAAAAGAGCGAAGUGACUGAUCCAUUGGCUGAAGACAAGGAUGACCCGGACGUCUAUGAUGUGGAUGUUCUUGCUUGGGACAACCCAUUGUCUCCUCUUCACCUCGCCAUUCUUGCCGGUAACAUCGAAGUCAUAGAGUUAUUGAUCGACGAAUAUGGUGCAGAUGUUCUACUCCCAGUCAAGAUCAUGCACGAUUACGAUCGCAAGAGUGCGAAAGCAGCCAUUCUGACACUUGUUCUGGCCUUGGAGCUUCCUCUACAGCAGGCAAACAUAACCGUCAAGUCACUCCUUGCCCAUGGAGCGACAUCUACUCAAGCCGACAUGAACCAUAUAUCAGCAUUGCACUAUGCUAUCAACAGUGGAAAAACUCUGAUAGUAGACACUUUGCAAAAUGCAGAUCCGGAUGCAGUCUCAAAGGCCAUCAACUUUGUCUCGGCGCAAGGCUAUCGAGACAACCCUUCCGUCCAGAUCCCACUCUUGACAGCAAUUCGUACGGGUCGAAAAGAUCUCGUUGAAAAGCUGGUUGAAAUGGGCGCCGAUAUUGAGGUCCCCUUUGCACCGUUCGAGCAAGCAUAUAAGCGUGGCGUUAACUACCCUUAUGAGAACCAUGAUGACAUCUACAAGAAAUAUCAAAGCUGUGUUGAGCAACCGAUUAUUCUGGCUGCCAAGAUGCAAAUGCUAGAUUUUGUGGACUACGCAAUCGAACACGGCGUGAACGUCAAUACGAUCGAGAUGCGUGCUUGGAGAUUGAUUGAUAGUUAUCAAUGGGGAGAUGACGGCAGGUCACUGUUGGAUAUUGUGAGAAAUCACAUCAAGGAACUGAAGGAGGCGCUGUACCCGCAACAUUCCUCGAAACCCGAUGUUCUCCAAAAAGAUGAACACUACCUCGAUUUCCCCAAAGAUAGCUACCAAUACUGGACAGCUUAUCACGAUCUCAAAGACGCCAAGUUACUCCAUCGCUACCAGUUUUUGAAGUGCGAUCAGAAGAACAAAUUGCCGGGAAAGAGCGAUCAAAAUGGAAUUUUGCAGAAAAAUGCUGCAAUGGAAAAGGUUCUCACUCAACUCACUCAAAUCGAGAAUAAGCUAUGCAAGCGAGGAGCAAAAUCGUUUUAUGAUAUCCACCCCAAGGCGCACAGAAAUACAUACAAUGCCCGGCUUGGGUCAGCUGGUAUGAAUGAUGCGCCUUACGAAACAAGCAUCUCAUUCGUUACUUCAGACGUCCUCGGACCCGAGAGAAAAGCGGAGCGGAUUCAGCUCUUCGAAGCGUGUUGGAAUGGAGAUGUUGAGACUGUAAAGUCUCUCUGCCUUUCCACUUCAGGCGCUCUGGAAGUUGCGGUGAAAGACCUCCAUGGAUUCAGCCCCUUUUCCAUUGCAGUACUUCGCGGUUACCAUGACUUGGCACAGCUCAUCAUCGAGAUUGCAACUGUUCAAUACAAGCCUGCUUCUGAUUCUGAGAAGUAUCGAUAUACACUUCGAACCGAAAAGGAAUACGACGACGACAGUGAUUGUGACAGUGAAAACUCACAUGAAAGUGAAGUGGGUGUACUGGCACAUCUUGUCCAGGACAAUUUUACAGUAGACGACAUUGCAACGCUCGCUGAUCAUGUCCAGUCUAAGGUUUCUCCGUUGAAGAUGCUGACCUGGGGCUUUCCAGGUUUGCGGGCUGUGAGAAACAGUGCUGAGAAUGAAGAGGCAAUGCGGUGCUUCACAUGCUUGAAAGAACCCCGCCCCUAUGCGUUUGAUGACGCGGUUUCUUCCUGGCAAUGGUUCAAUGCUGCUCUCAUGGAUAUCAACCGGGCUAAUCGUGACUCUCUUGUUAUCUACGCAAUUGCUACAAAUGAUCUACGGCUUUUGAGGUUCAUCUUGAAGAUCGGGCAUGAUCUGGCUCAGCAGACAAAAGAUGAUGGCGAUCUCAAAGUCUAUCCUAUCAGUACCAAGGAGUUCCAGACCGCGAUCCGCCUGGGAAGAGUGGAAAUGAUUGGUGAAAUUCUGAAAGCCACUGGUUUCGGAUUCCCCCUGCAGAAAAUAUUCCAGAAAUCUGGUGUGCAGCUUGAACGAUCUCCAGAAUACUACCAGGGUCUCACAGUACACGGCAAGAAACGUCAACAGUUUGUCGAUGCAGCUCGAACGGGAUCUCGUUCCCGCUACUAUGAGUCGGAUUUAGGAGUUCCUCUUUUGGCAUCUAUACUGCAAGGCAAUCUGGAAUCAGCGGAGUAUUUCUUCUCAGAUUCUCCUUCAAGACGAUAUCUUGAGUUUGCGAACACAAUCAAAGAUGAUAAGAGGAUACAAGGACUAUCCAAGACAGAUGGUGGGGUUGAAGGCACCGUGAUCUCAUGGCUGGCAACUCGAAACAAUCUUGCCAUGCAUAUGGCAGUCCUGUCACCACCAAAUCAAGAUGGAUCGCAACCAAUAUUGGACUAUCUGCUGAAGAAAGCACCCGAAUGGAUUGAUGUUCGCUCAGCUGAUGGCAAGACGCCACUCUUUGUGGCGUUUGAAGCAGGGCGGUAUCACAGCGCAAGGAUGCUGAUUGAUGCCGGAGCAGAUCAAACCACUAGAGACACCCAAGGUCGAAACAUACUUCAUGUCAUCUUGAGUGAUACUAGUGCCCAAAAGUAUACUAUACUGCGGCCAGCCCUUGAAAUGCUCGACCAAAAGUUGGUGCCAUCUCUUUUGACGGAACGCUGCGGAAUCCGGCUGGGAACGACGACUCCGCUUGUAUCGUUCUUGAAUCAAUGCGCUCAUUCGUCUGGCUGGGAAGAUAGCUUGACGCUCAUUCUGAAGUAUACAGAUGGAAAGGACCUUGAGAAGAUGAAUGGAGCUGGUGACUAUCCACUUCAUACUGUGGUACGGUCAGAUAACUCGGAUCUCGUCAAGUUCCUUGUUCAUUAUCGGCCUGAACUGCUGUACCAGGAAAAUGCUACUGGGAUGACGCCUGCAGAGGUGGUGGCGACAUUAUAUAUCCGCACCCGAAUCGAGAAUCCACCAGCACCUUCCAGUAGGGACCAUUGGAGUGUCAAAGAUAGUCCGGCGGAAAGUUUCCUCCCAAAGGACAAGUACGAUAUUGAUGGAAACUAUCACCCUGACGAUGACGAUGACAACGGUAUUCACUAUUCCUACAAUCGAAACAUUGGACCGGCGCGUCGAAUGCAUCAUCUCAUCAAUCAACUAGUGAACAAGUUUCCUGCACCACGAAAACUGGUAUCUCUCCAUGAUGCCAAUGAGGUUGCAAAACGUCUUGCCUUCUUACAACAGAAAAAAAGUGAAGAAGAUCGUCGCCAUGCCGACCAAGCUAACAAACUAGGGGACCAAUGGGCCGAAAAGACCGACAAGCAUGCUGAUGAGCAAGCAUUGCAAGACGAGGUCACGGAUAAUUUGGUUUAUGCCCCAAUCGACAAGGAUUGGGGUUGGCUGAACUGGAGAAAGGAAAUUGUCAAAGAAGAGGGCAUCGAAGAAGCCAUUGAGAAGCAGCGCAGAGACGAUAACGCGUGGCUGCCAGACUUGACGAAUGAUAACCCUUUCUUCGCAAAGUCGGGUAGAUAA
Messenger RNA from Exophiala bonariae, 5523 nucleotides. RefSeq lists its product as uncharacterized. The record is from RefSeq and is a predicted model, not a curated record. Gene Ontology annotation, molecular function: transcription cis-regulatory region binding; protein binding. Lineage: Eukaryota; Fungi; Ascomycota; Eurotiomycetes; Chaetothyriales; Herpotrichiellaceae. The coding region runs from base 1 to 5523 and encodes 1840 amino acids. Gene Ontology annotation, biological process: positive regulation of transcription by RNA polymerase II. The transcript has 2 exons. Gene Ontology annotation, cellular component: nucleus.